Molecule: messenger RNA, 5040 nt
Organism: Plutella xylostella (diamondback moth)
Lineage: Eukaryota; Metazoa; Arthropoda; Insecta; Lepidoptera; Plutellidae
Product: glucose dehydrogenase [FAD, quinone]
Molecular function (GO): oxidoreductase activity, acting on CH-OH group of donors; flavin adenine dinucleotide binding
Source: RefSeq, a predicted model, not a curated record
CCACGCGACCCCGCGCCGCCCGCUCGCGCUCUCCAUCCAGCACCAGACACCAGCUACAAGGUUGCAGAGUGCAUCGAAACAAGAUUCGUGAGAGAAGUGUAAAACAAUGGCAUAUACAUCGUAAUUGCUAUUACCUAACUUUCGAACUGUCUCCAACGCGUUUAAUGAGUGACAAUUAUUGUGCUUAAUGUCUGCAGUCGUCUGUGAGUGCUCUGCAAUGAUCAGGCAGGUCUAGUUCUGAAUCAAGUGAUCGGUGGUGAUCAGUCGGGAAGUGCUAGUGAGCUGUUUCAGAAGCCCUUUUUUCGGACAAGUUCAGAGGAAAUCAACAGCAAUGAACAGAAGAAAAACUGCAAAGUCCCUACUUAGGCCAACCAGAAAUGUGGCCUAACAUGAGCGCGUCGACACGGCUCGCAACCACCUCGAGGAUCCACCACAUCCGCCGGAGCAAGCCCCCAGACCGGCACAAACCAACCGAAUAAUCAAACCACACUAGUCCCAAUUACAAGCCAAAGAACUGACAAGUUCAACUACUCUGUGAUAUGAAAACAAUCUGGCACAAAACACUGUGAUAAAAAAGAAACAAUAUUCGAAAAUGGCAGUUCAUGUUCUCUUGGCUUCGACAGCGCUGAAGACAGUGAGCGUGACAGGCCUAUGGCUGAUACCGUUACUGCUGGGGGCCUUGACGUAUCACAAUUAUAGCGCUUACGACCCCGAGUCAAGGGUCAAGGACAGAGAGCCAAGGAAGGAGUACGACUUCAUUGUAGUCGGCGGAGGAUCAGCUGGAGCCGUCGUGGCGAACAGAUUGACUGAAGUCAAGCAAUGGAACGUCUUGCUAUUAGAAUCAGGUCCGGAUGAGAACGAAAUUACGGACGUCCCUUCGCUAGCCGGUUACCUCCAGCUAACGAAGCUGGACUGGGCGUACAAGACGGAACCCACGCCGUACGCGUGCCUCGGCUUCAAGAAGCACCGCUGUAGCUGGCCGCGGGGCAAGGUGCUCGGCGGCUCCAGCGUCCUCAACUACAUGAUCUACGUGCGCGGGAACAAGUUUGACUUCGACCAGUGGGAGUCCUUCGGCAACCCCGGCUGGGGCUACCGGGAUGUCCUCAAGUACUUCAUCAAGUCGGAAGACAACAGGAACCCCUACCUGGCCAACAGCCCGUACCACGGCAGAGGCGGGUACCUCACCGUCCAAGAAGCUCCUUGGAGAACGCCGCUGGUCGCGGCCUUCGUUGAAGCGGGAGUUGAAAUCGGUUAUGACAACAGAGACAUAAACGGAGCUAUACAGACUGGCUUCAUGAUAGCCCAGGGCACCAUCAGGAGAGGCUCCAGGUGCAGUACUGCGAAGGCCUUCCUGAGACCAGUGCGCACGAGGAAAAACCUUGAUAUCUCACUUAACACACAGGUUACUAGAGUGUUGAUAAACCCAGUGACCAUGAAAGCUUACGGAGUUGAGUACGUUAAACAUGGCGUAAAGAGACAAGUGUUUGCCAGGAAGGAGGUCAUAUUAUCAGCUGGCGCUAUAAAUAGCCCACAGUUGUUGAUGUUGUCAGGGAUCGGGCCGAAAGACCAUUUACGAGAUGUUGGUAUCCGAGUUCUAAAAGAUCUUCCAGUCGGGGAAAAUCUACAAGAUCAUGUCGGUGUCGGGGGGUUAACUUUUCUAGUCGAUAAACCGGUUGCGAUUGUCCAAAACCGUUUCCAAGCCUUCCCUGUCACCAUGAACUACGUGGUUAACGAACGAGGCCCUAUGACAACCCUAGGCGGCUUAGAAGGUAUUGCAUUCGUAAAUACAAAAUACGCCAAUAGUUCUGGUUUGUGGCCCGACAUUCAGUUUCACAUGGCACCAGCCUCCUUUUCCUCCGAUAACGGUCAAGUAGUCAGGAAAAUAUUGGGUUUGACAGAUGAAGUGUACAACACAGUAUACAAGCCAAUAGCCAACAAAGACGCAUGGACAAUAAUGCCACUGCUGCUGCGACCAAACACUAGAGGCUACGUGAGACUAAAAAGUUCCAACCCUUUCCAUUACCCAAUAAUGAAUCCUCGUUACCACGAAGACCCAGAAGACGUGGCUCGACUGGUCGAGGGCAUAAAGAUAGCUUUACAAGUGGCGAACGCGUCGCCAUUCAAACAAUUUAACUCAAGGGUUUAUAUGAAGCCUUUGCCAAACUGCAAGCACUUACAAUUCAUGUCUGACGAGUAUAUUGAGUGUCAAGUGCGGACGAUAUCAAUGACUAUUUACCACCAAAGUGGGACUACUAAAAUGGGUCCAUCGUGGGACCGUGAGGCGGUGGUGGAUCCGAGGCUGAAGGUGUACGGAGUGGAGGGUCUCCGCGUGAUCGACGCCAGCGUGAUGCCCACCAUCGUGAGCGGCAACACCAACGCCGCAGUCAUCAUGAUCGGAGAGAAAGGCUCCGACCUCAUAAAAGAAGAUUGGUUGAGAGGACUCUGCUUCAUCAUGCUCGGUCUCCUCAGCUGCGAGGCUCGCCGGGGCACUUUCACGGAGGCCAUCGCCGGCAUGCUCCGGGACAUGGAGGAGUUGCGGCGCGGGGAGCCCCCGGACGCCAGGGUCAUCCGCCCCCAGUACGACUUCGUCAUUGUCGGGGCUGGCACCGCCGGCUGUCUGCUUGCCAACCGCUUGACGGAGGUUAAGAAGUUUAAGGUGCUGUUGGUGGAGGCGGGGGACCGCGAGCAAUCGUUCAUGGACGUGCCCGUGCUGGCCACGCUGCUGCAGUUCACCGACGCCAACUGGCACUACUACACCGAGCCACAGAAGUCCGGCUGCGUGGGCAUGAAGGGCGGGCGGUGCGCGUGGCCGCGCGGGCGCGUGGUGGGCGGCUCGUCUGUGCUGCACUCCAUGAUGCACACGCGGGGCAACCGCCGCGACUACGACCGCUGGGCAGCGGCUGGCAACCCUGGUUGGGACUACGCGUCAAUUCUGCCGUACUUCAAGAAGUGGGAGAACAUCGAGCAGAUCCCGGAGCUGGCCAACGACACGGUGUACCACUCGACGGCGGGCGAGCUGACCCUGCAGUACCCCAACUGGAGGACGCCCCUGUCUGACGCCUUCCUCCAGGCCGGCGUGGAGACUGGAGGCCGCCUCGUCGACUACAACGGAGAGAAGCAGAUAGGAUACUCCAUCGUCCAGUUCACCAUGCAGAACGGCACCAGAAUGAGCUCCAGCAGAGCCUUCCUGCACCCCAUAAGAACAAGAAAGAACUUCCACAUAGCCAAAAAUGCCGUCGUCACCAAAAUACUUAUCGAUCCUGAGACCAGCAAAGCGUAUGGCGUGGAAUUUGUUAAAGACGGCAAGAAGUUUGUCGUUAAGGCGAGAAAAGAGGUCAUUCUUUCAGCUGGUGCUAUUAACUCGCCCCAGCUACUUAUGUUAAGCGGUGUUGGGCCCAAGGACCAUCUCACUGAAAAUAAUAUCACGACUAUUGCUGAUCUCCCAGUCGGGUACAAUCUCCAGGACCACUGGGCGCUCGGUGGUCUCACAUUCUUAAUUAACACGACAAACUCUAUAAGAUCUGAACGUGUCGCGUCCAUAGACAACAUCAUAGAAUAUUACACUCAACGCACCGGACCGCUCGGGGCUCCGAGUGGAACAGAAGCGCUGGCAUUCAUCGACACUAAAGAUCCUACCAACGAGGAUGGAUAUCCUGACUUGGAACUCCUUUUUGUCGGAGGCUCAAUAGUGUCCCAACCCUUCUACAAAACAGCAUUUUCGAUAGACGACCGAAUUUAUAAGAAAGUUUAUCAGCCAAUUGAAACGCGCGACACCUGGAUGGUAUUCCCCAUGAUCCUGCUGCCGGAGUCCAGGGGCCGCAUCAUGCUGCGGGACAACAGCCCGUGGAGCAAGCCUCUCAUAUACGCCAACUAUUUCUCGGACAACGGCCACGACCAGAAGGUCAUCUUACACGGCAUAAGGAAAGUGAUAGAGCUGUCCAAAACCAAAGCGUUCCAGCGUUUCGGGAGCAAACUGCACGACAUACCGCUACCGAACUGCGCGCACCACGGCUUCAACACCGACAACUACUGGUUCUGCGCUAUGAAGACGAUCACGAACACUAUCUACCACCACUGCGGGACGAACAAGAUGGGUCCUAGUAGUGACCCCAGUGCAGUGGUGGAUCCCCGCCUGCGGGUGCACGGGGUGGGGGCACUGCGCGUGGUGGACGCGAGCGUGAUGCCGCACGUGCCGGCCGCGCACACCAACGCCCCCACGCUCAUGAUCGCGGAAAAAGCGGCCGACAUGAUCAAAGAGGAUUGGGGUAUAUCUGUUGGGAAAUGACGCGUUUGGUUUCCCAGUUGAGUAGCCCAGUCGUUUAGUUAGACCUCAGAAAAUAAAUUAGGUAUGUUAAGAUUAGGGAUUUAAUGUAUAUAAUUUAUUAUUUUAGUAUUAUAAUAAUUAUAACAUACAUAACUUAUGUAUUAUUUGAUGCAUUCGUGAACUCACGAAGAAUGAGAUAUUAUUAAAAAUACUCUUAUCAUGCAAUGUUAUGUCAUGGAGGAGCGGUGGUGGAUUGGUCGGAUAACACGUCCGCUUCACACGGCGAGACAUGAGUUCGAAUCCCUAGUCCACGACACAUGUACCUACUUAUGAGUAUUUCGGAAUGUAUGUAGGUAUAAUGAACUUAUGGCUAAGAAAAACAUCUCAGAGAACCAUUUAGAUUUAAAAUGACUGGUCAACGUAGUGAGAAGAGUAUGGGCCGCAAGUCAGCUAAAUUUUAUAGAUUCAUUUGGAUUAAAUUUUUUGAAUUAACCGGCCAUUACCUAUAUCAUAAUAAAAUAGCAAUAAAAAUAUCUAUCUACUAUUGUUUAAACUAAUAAUCAUGUAAAGCAAUAUGUAGAGAUUUAUAAAUGUAAUUAGUGUCACGGUAACUAAGCCUCAUUUUAAUUACGAGUACUAUCCUCUGAAUAUAACAAUAAGAAAUACCUAAUACUGUAAAUAAUUCAGUAAGUAAACAAAAUUUUAAAAUUGUAAUUAGUUUACUUAUUUAUUUUAUGGUAUACAUAGUUUGUACAAAUAAAAAGCUCUAAACUUUG